Molecule: messenger RNA, 2408 nt
Organism: Lethenteron reissneri (Far Eastern brook lamprey)
Lineage: Eukaryota; Metazoa; Chordata; Hyperoartia; Petromyzontiformes; Petromyzontidae
Product: F-box only protein 48-like
Molecular function (GO): protein binding
Source: RefSeq, a predicted model, not a curated record
UCCGGAAGACGGAGACGUCACUCGGGGAACUUCCCCGUCCGUGUUUACGAGCGAUGGAGUCGGGGUGACGAUGACGGGCUUCACGGCGUCGUUCACGGGUGACGUUCACGGGCUUCACGGCGGCGUUGAGGGGCGAGCGAGGCGAGGCAAGCAGAAAGUUCCCAAUGAAUGCAGAAGAAAGAUUACAAUGGAAUCUGGAAGAGAUAUUAACGAUAACAUUCAGCUGCAAGGAGAACUUUUGGGUUUUACGAAGAAAAGACCGGAUAAAGGCAGCAGAAACUUUCAAAUGAAAUCUGGAAGAGAUGUGAACGAUAACAUUCAGCUGCAAGAAGAACAUUUGGAUUUUAUGAAGGUAUUGCCUGAGGAGUUGAUCCUGAAGAUAUUGGUGUGCUUGGAUCCACAGAGCAUUUGCCAGUCUAUGCAAGUGUGCCUUUCCUGGAAGGACUUCAUCAGUGAGGCUGAACCUCUGUGGAAAAGCGUCCUGUGUACACAUUACAUGAGGGAGAAGAGGGCAGUGACGGGAGCUCCAGGGACCUACAGGGAUCUUGUGAAAAAGUACGGACGUUGGUUCAAUGGACACAACAGCCACUUGUGCUCAGCUGAAGAGGCCCAAAAUAUCAUGUGUCCCAUGGGUGUAAAUGAGUGGGGAAUGAUUUUUGAGAGAGAACUUGGGAGAAUUACUGCAAACAUCCCUUUCUAAUUGCUACUUUUAUGAGACAACAGCUUUGAAAUAUGCAAUUGUCAUACACUACACUUCGGAUUUAUGCAGCCUCUACAAUCUCCCACAGCUCAAUUUGCAUUGUGAAAUGCAAUAUGUGCACAUCGACUUAAUUAUAUAUUGUUUUAUGAUCCUUUAGGAUGAAGGGAGUGAGGUGUGUAAUGCUACAGAGCAGAGGGAAAGGAGAGCAGAUUAUGGUAGAGGUUUGAUUGAACAUAUUCCAGAGACAUUCAGGUCUAUACUUGCAUGUACAAAGUCAUUUAUGGUGUCAAUGCUCGCAAGACGAUGCAGUGUAAUGCACAACGGGAUGAUAGAGUGCGUGAUUUACCUUGCACAGGUAUUUUCAAGUCUCUUCAAAUGGCAACAUAAAACAGUCAAAUUGGUUUUCUGAUCAGUCACUGGGCAUUAGUCAUCUCUUCUUUACAGCCCUGAGCUGAUGGUGUAAAUUCCCCAUUCCAACCACUCUUGCUUCUCACAGUGACACUAAGCACAGCAUAACCCAGCAGAAUUAAAAGUGUAUUUUUUUAUAAAGAGCAUUACACAAGUAGACAGUGCGUGGUGGUAUCGGCACUUUGGAGGCGAGGAUUGGUAGGGCAGAUGGGUUGUGAAAUGGCCAAACCUGAUGGGCUGACCUCUCGUGUAGUGCCUGGCUGCUCUACAGGAUUGCUUCCACGUCAAACAAAUUGGUCAAACAUGCCGAAUCGCGGUCAUUCUGAAUAGAGUCCACGGCUCGUUGAGGUUUUCCUGCAUAAAAUAAAUAGAAUGACUUAUUGUUACGGGAAUAGACUUAGCGAUCCACUCAGAAUGUCGUCCAUAUUCAGGAACUACGUAAAAGCAGAGGCUAGGCAAUUUGCUUCGCAGUCAUCAUUGACAGACACUGAUUUACCACUACAACUCAAUUGAUUUAUAUGCUAUGAAAGGUGAAACAUACAUUUGGAUACUUUAUGGCUAUUGAUCUCCUUCCUGCGCUAAUGAAUGGGUUUACUGGAGUAGAUACCUGCUCAUACAGCCAUUUUAAUGAUGAAGGUGGUUGACAUUUUACCAAUACUUUUUUUAAAAUCAACUUUGCACUUACUGUUUGGGUCAUAAUAUAUGUUUAACUUUUAUUUUUGUAUUUAUUACAGCAACACUUUUGAGACUCCCUGCAAUGCUGUUAUCAGAGUCCUUGUCAUGUGCUACUUAUGCUGUGUGUAUGUAUAUUGAACUUCUUUCACAUCACACUGAGUAGAAGGAUGCACUUAUUUUAUCUCUUCAUGUUCUAGACACGGUGAGGGAAGCAUCUAUUUCAAUAGGCAUUGGUAAUUAUUUUGUUGGGUUUUUUUACAUACGACGAUAUGCAAAACUCGCCUAAAUUCACCGAUGGCUUGUAAAGAAUAACUUUAAUUGGCUGGUUAAUUUGAUCGAGGGCAUGUGAUUUAAAAGGGAUUGUGUCAAUUAAUGCCACUCAAUUGUACUUGACAGCCAACCGUGGGAUGAACGCAAGUAGAAACGUCCCAUAGAUGUGCAUUCAUAAGUCCUGCAGCUCCUACAGCAACCCACACAAGGACACCAUUUCAACGGGUUAAUUUACUUGCUCCAAAUUAUUACAACCAAACACAAGCACUUGUGUGUGAUUAAACAUGUAGUACAUUGAUAACUUUAUUCUGUUUUGUAAGAAGAUCUGGAAUAAAAAUGUCCAUGCUGUGUGUAA